This is a messenger RNA of Sphaeramia orbicularis (orbiculate cardinalfish), 3524 nucleotides long. RefSeq names its product membrane-associated ring finger (C3HC4) 9 (gene marchf9). The record is from RefSeq and is a predicted model, not a curated record. Lineage: Eukaryota; Metazoa; Chordata; Actinopteri; Kurtiformes; Apogonidae. The coding region runs from base 1345 to 2358 and encodes 337 amino acids. The transcript has 4 exons. Gene Ontology annotation, biological process: protein ubiquitination. Gene Ontology annotation, molecular function: ubiquitin-protein transferase activity; zinc ion binding.
AGAUCAGCACCUUGGACAGCGGCGCCUGGUCAAUAAUAAAGCAGCCCCAGCUCCUUCCCUGCCCAGCUGCUGGGAGCACGGGGAGAGGCACAUCGGAGACGAAUGGAUGACAAGAGAAAAAUAGCGACUUGUUUACAGGAUGACAGUCUAUUUUUUCUACCCAUUCCGGAAGUAGCUGCUGCGUUGGUUCAAUCUCCAAGCCGACCAUUUCGAGGAGGAAAAUCAGCGCCAGCAGUAUCAUCACCACCAUCUAUCUGAUCCAAUAAUCAAUGCCAUUACUGCUGUGUAAUUGCUCUCGGAUGCGAAGACAUCUUCAUGCGUCUUCCCCUCUUUCUCUCUAAUUAGAAAAAUCGCAGGGUGCCUUUAUUAUUCUGCCUCUCUUUGACAUUUUAGCGUUGCCUACCGUCUUUUUUGGCUUGCAAUGAAAUGCUGAUGGACAUCGAGCUAAGAUGGGAAACAUGGGGCUUUCGGGUGUUUUGUGUUCCAGCUAGGCUACUGAAAAUGCAAAUCAAAAGGAUUGUGUUUUUGAUCUCGACGUGGAUCAUCGGGGUGAGUGGCACGGAUUCUUCGUGGAUCAACCAGAGGCUUUACAGGAAAAAGGAGAUGAAAUAGAAAAAGGGGGGAAAGGGACCAUGAUCUGACGCUCGGGAUGCUACAUUAAGGGACAAUAAAAACAGACAUUAUAAUCACGUCCAAAAUCAAACUUCCAUUUCGUCUUUUUUCGCACCAUUUUUUUUGGAUUAUGAUUCUUGACAAGAGUCUCAGAUGUGACUGUAUGGAUGGCAUGUCGUUGUAUUUUACAUCCCAUCUUAUAUUUCCUGGCUCUGUGUUGCUUUCUCUUCCACUCGUCCACUCUCUCGCAGUCUUCUGCUUUGGGUAGCAAAACAUGUAGGCUAUUUUUGCUGCAAGCCCAGUGCAUCUGAAGAUGUGUCUUUUAGAUCAGCAGUGAAGAAAAAAAAAUGCACUGUGGAAAUCGAAAAGCGUAUAAGUUGUAAUGUUUUCUGGGCUGCGGUGGAAGAUGCAUCUAGACAGCAUUUGCUGAGUUGUUUGAGUAAUGAAUAUUGAAAGAGUGUGUCGACCAGCUGAAAGGGAAAAUCUUUCAUCCGCAUUGGGUUAGACACACAUGCCAUCAGUGGGGCGAGAUCCUUUAUAUCUGGGCUCUGGCUUUGCGAUUAAUAGUUGUGGAAGAGUAAAAAUGAGCAAAUCAGAUGUGUGAAUAAUAAUAAUAAUAAUAAUAAUAAUAAUAAUAGUAAUAAUAAUAAUAAUAAUAAUAAUAGAGGGAGAGGAGAAAAGACAAAAACACUUCUACUUAUUUCAGUCUGGCGAUUCUUUAUGUAGCCAAACAUGUUCAAGUAUCGGAUCCGCAUGUUUUUUAAUGAACUGAAAGUCCUGGUGUUUAUGCGAUCCGAUUCGAGACAGUCCAGCUCAGACACAGAUAGACGGUCCACCACCAUGCGAGGUCUGGGGAUGGGCGGCUGCGGUUGGCCGCCUUUCGUCGACUGCCAUUCCCGGGAUGAUGAGGAGGAGUACUACGGCAGCGACCCGCGGCCCCGGAGCCUGGCGUUUGAGGAUAAGGAGCCCAAGCUGCAAGUGGGCCUGGACGCCGUGUCUCUGGCCAGCACCGCCAGCAGCCUGCGGACCCCCCAGUGUCGGAUCUGUUUCCAAGGCCCAGAGCAGGGUGAGCUGUUGAGCCCCUGUCGAUGCGACGGCUCAGUGCGUUGCACACAUCAGCCCUGUCUCAUCCGCUGGAUCAGCGAGAGGGGCUCAUGGAGCUGUGAGCUCUGCUACUUCAAGUACCAGGUCCUGGCCAUCAGCACCAAAAACCCUCUGCAGUGGCAGGCCAUCUCUCUGACAGUGAUAGAGAAGGUGCAGAUAGCGGCCAUUAUUCUGGGCUCCCUCUUCCUCAUCGCCAGCAUCUCCUGGCUCAUCUGGUCCUCCCUCAGCCCCUCGGCCAAGUGGCAACGUCAGGACCUGCUCUUCCAAAUCUGCUACGGCAUGUACGGCUUCAUGGAUAUCGUCUGCAUAGGCCUUAUCAUCCACGAGGGAUCGUCGGUGUAUCGAAUCUUCAAACGAUGGCAGGCUGUCAAUCAGCAAUGGAAAGUACUGAACUAUGAGAAAUCAAAAGACUUGGGUGACCCGGUGAGUUCGAGCAGCAAGACGGGGGCUCGCGGCUCUCGCAGUAACCCGCACGGUCUGGCCAGCAGCAGCGGUGGACGACAAAGCAGGAGGUUAAGAACUAUUCUGAACCACCACUGUGGAUACACCAUCUUACACAUCCUCAGUCAGCUGCGGCCCAACGACCCACGGAUCAGCGCCGCCGCCAACCGGGAGGUGGUGAUGAGGGUCACCACCGUAUGAGCCGGACUAGGUUUGUGUGAUGGGACCUGGUCUUUGUGUCACGAUGUAAAUGAGCGACGGACCUCGUAUUAAACACUAAAGACUCACGUAGGCAAAGAAGCCCAGUGAGGAGCAGAGUGAUGCCCGGAGCAUCAACAGACACCACACACUUGAGGAUUUCUGCUCUUGUUUCUUACAACAAAAGGAAGCCAGAUGCUCCUUUUCAAUAAUUAAGGAACUGAUGAAAACAAGACAGAAAAAGCAUUAAAAGACAUCAAACAUUAAAUUUGAGAUGGAAAAAAGUGUAAACAGGCUUUAUAACCUACUCCAAGAUGAGAAGAUGUUUUUUCCAGUUCAAUAUCAGGAUGCACAGAGACAUUUUUGUUUGAUUUUAAUUCUCUUGAUUUGUUUCGGUUUGUUUUGUUUUGUUUUUUACUCACUUUGAUUUUGUACGGAUGUAUGAUUUUAGAGGAAAUCACGUAACUCCAUACAAGCCAAGCAUUUUCAGACAACUAUGUAUAAUGAUGUUAAAAUUUCUACAAGCUAACCAAUGCUGGGUAAUAGACCGAAAACUGAAAAUGACACCGCGAACAAACGUGAGGGGAAACAUGGAGGUGACAACAGAACAAUAAGUCAUUACAAGUGAAAGAAAAGAAAAAAAAAAAACAAGACAAAAAAGAAAUCAGUAAGAUUUCAGUGACACUUUUCUGCAAUAAAGAUACGUAUGUACAUUUCACAGGGAAUUUUUGCAUGGGUAUAUAAUUUUAUUCUUCAUCACAUAACAUAAGCACAUGACAAAUUUGCUCUCUUUCGAAUGGUGCUUGCCAAAAAUAAACACUUUGAGACAUAUGAUUUCAUUGCACCAACUUUUUGUCACCAUGACAAAUGGCAGUGUGUUACAGCUAUUUCAGCUAAAAUACAUAUUGUUGCUGCUGUGUGCUGACUCAGAUUUGAUAAUAAGUAAACUAUUGGAUUAAAAAUGGGGAUCCAAUGAUCUCUUAAUACUCAGUCUCACUCAGUCUCUUUUUUACUCUUCGUUUCAGCUUAAAGAAUUCAGUCUGAUUGAGUUAAUUGCUAUUUUCUGGUGUGAAAAUGUUGUGGGGUAAAACUGUUGUUAUUUUAAUGAAGGUUUUAUGUUCAUUUGCACAAAAGAAAUGACAGAUUCUAAUGAACUAGAGCUGCUAUGA